AUGACGUCCCCCUCUCCCCCACGAACUGGCACACUCUACGACUCGCCCCGUACGCAUGAUUCUGGCCGCACUCUGAGCAGCUCUCUCGACAGUCGAACUCCUCGUCUGCGUCCUCCCCGCUCCCUUCCACCCUGGAUCGAUUCGUACGAAGAGAAGCACGGUUCCGUGAGCGACGACCAGCUACGACUUCUUCAUCCUCCUCUGCGCGCCGUUCAACCUCAGCACAACUCAUCUCCGAGUGACCCACAACGACGAGUAUCGAAGGAUGGCUUCAUAGAUCCGGAUGACCCCCUCGUGGGCCAAGGCCAGGGAACGAGGGGGAAAAUUCCUCACAUACUGCGCUAUGGGCGCGCGUCGAUGCGCGGAAGGAAAUGGGACCACCUCAGGUCGGCAGAGCCCGUUAUUGUCGCGGGCUACAAACCCGCCAUGACGGCACAACCGAGCAUAGCAUGGACGGAUUUUGUGCACUCGUCGGCGUGGGGCCGCAUGCCCAACGAGGAGUCCAAGGUCGUCGACAUGGAGGCUAUGAGGGGUCUUCAACCGAGCUUUAACGACCCGGCACGGCAGCCUUAUAACGCCUUGGAAGCUCGGAUAUCGCGGAAGAAGAGGACAUUGGGUCCAUAUAAACGGUUAUGGUAUUUGGCUACACGGCAUUCUCUUGCUCCACUAAUAUUUCGACUGACCGUCAUGGUCACCUCUAUUAUUGCCCUUGCGAUAGCGGCACGGAUUCACAAACUCGAAGAUGUCGAUAGUUCAGGCACCGCUGAGGAGACGCAAUCUGUUGUCGCUGUUGCUGUGGACUGUGUGGCUAUCCCCUACAUUGGCUACAUGAUUUGGGACGAGUACACGGGAAAGCCCUUGGGUCUGCGGUCUGUGGUUUCCAAGAUCUCGUUGAUCUUGCUAGACCUCUUUUUCAUCAUCUUCAAGUCGGCGAGCACGGCGCUCGCAUUCGAGAGCCUCGUCUACCACAACUUGACAGACACCGCGGUGCGGAACCUGUCCAAGGCUCUGGCAGCAUUCAUGCUGAUAGGGUUGAUGGCUUGGACCAUGAACUUUGCAGUAAACAUAUUUCGGACGGUUGAGCGUCUCGGCGGAGGAGAAGACGACGGCGCACAUGGUUAG
Molecule: messenger RNA, 1122 nt
Organism: Fusarium keratoplasticum
Lineage: Eukaryota; Fungi; Ascomycota; Sordariomycetes; Hypocreales; Nectriaceae
Exons: 2
Coding region: 1-1122 (373 amino acids)
Biological process (GO): positive regulation of catalytic activity
Cellular component (GO): cell periphery; fungal-type vacuole
Source: RefSeq, a predicted model, not a curated record